Juglans regia (Persian walnut) is the source of this 1613-nucleotide messenger RNA. Its product is annotated as peptidyl-prolyl cis-trans isomerase FKBP20-2, chloroplastic. Bases 125 to 904 code for a protein of 259 amino acids. Lineage: Eukaryota; Viridiplantae; Streptophyta; Magnoliopsida; Fagales; Juglandaceae. Gene Ontology annotation, molecular function: peptidyl-prolyl cis-trans isomerase activity. The transcript has 7 exons. The record is from RefSeq and is a predicted model, not a curated record.
AAGCGAACUGAGGAUAACAAGACAGGGUCACAGGAAACGGCCAAUCGUUGUUGCCUGUUGGGUCUCUCGUCUUCUGGUUUACAUAUAUGCAGGACGCUUCAGCUUAGACCCCCGCAUAGAAGCCAUGCUGCUUACUUGCUCUGCUCCCUCUUUCAUGUCCAAGCCUACUUUUCCUCACAGAACGCUUUCAGCAGGUAACGUGCUUGGAACUUUCCAUACUCAGAAAAAGCAAAUAGUGCAUUGCUUCUCAAUUCACAGGUUGAAAGAUCAAAGCGCAAAAACUAGUUAUUUAUCAUACUGUGAUGAGAACUUGAGGCGGAGGCUUCUCCUAUUCGUUUCGGUCACAACAGCCUUGUUUCCAGCUUUAUCUUCUUCUGGAAAGACAAAGAGUAAGAAUCCCUAUGAUGAAAAACGCUUGCUAGAACAAAAUAAGCGGGUACAGAAAGAAAACAAUGCACCUGAAGACUUUCCAGCUUUUAUUAGAGAAGGAUUUCAGGUUAAUGUAGUGACACCAGAGAACUACAUUAAGAGUGACUCGGGGCUUAUAUACCGGGAUUUUGAAGUUGGUAAAGGUGAUUGCCCAAAGGAUGGUCAACAGGUGACUUUUCACUAUGUUGGCUAUAAUGAGUCAGGUCGCCGUAUUGACAGCACAUACCUACAGGGUUCCCCGGCGAAAAUCCGCUUGGGCAAUAAUGCAUUGGUCCCAGGAUUUGAGCAAGGGAUUCGAGAAAUGAGACCUGGGGGAAAGAGAAGAAUAAUCAUUCCACCAGAACUUGGACCACCUGUUGGGCCUUCCACCUUCUUCAGCUCAAAACAGUUUGAAGUUUUUGAUGUGGAGCUGCUUAGCGUUCAGGACUGUCAAAGGAGGACCAUCGGUUUUUACUCCGAUGUUGUGUGCAAUUAAGUGAAAUUAAGUGAUGGGACUAUAUAAGUAUCUCUUUAUUUUCUAAAAUAGAUAGGUCAUCUUCAUUGUAAGGCAUUUGAAAGAAGAAAUGGCAUCUUCAUUGUAAGGUAGAUUUCUUAAUUCUCACUUGGAACAAAAAUAGAUUAAUUUGUCUGGAAGUGAAGUAUUAAUCAUGUAUUGAACAAAGAUUUGGAGCUGCCACCCCAAUGAUUUGUAGAAUAAAAGAUAUUUGAUAUAUCUGUUAGGUUAGAGUCAGAAUCUGUUUGCUAAGCUCGGGAGAGGGUUCAAGAAAGCAGCUAGCUCCAUGUGGCAAAGUUGCGGCUGCUACACCUGUAGAACCAACCAUGUUGGCUCAGUGGCUGUGUUGGAGAUUGCUGACAACACUACCCAAUUUGUUGUCGUCGUCAGCAGGCAGCAUCAGGCUCCAAAGCCCCAUCUAGACGCGUUGUUUGGUUAACGCUUAGCACUAUGGAAGGACUCCACUUGCUUUCCAAAGCUAAGAUUCGGCUCCAAAGAGAUACUUAGCAUGGGUAGUCAAGUCUUGGAACAGUCGAACGCCCAGAUGCCCUUGUUCAUUCCAGAACAAAGAAGAAAUACAGGAGACACCACCCAUCCGCAUACUCCACAACAAAGGAUAAAUACAAAAUAAUUGCUGGAGGUCCCUCUUAAAAGACAUUUACAGAGUGGUUUUAUAGAAUUUAUUUGCAAA